Messenger RNA from Sesamum indicum (sesame), 899 nucleotides. RefSeq names its product ergosterol biosynthesis protein (gene ERG28). Lineage: Eukaryota; Viridiplantae; Streptophyta; Magnoliopsida; Lamiales; Pedaliaceae. Gene Ontology annotation, molecular function: protein-macromolecule adaptor activity. Gene Ontology annotation, cellular component: endoplasmic reticulum; membrane. The record is from RefSeq and is a predicted model, not a curated record.
AAGUGACGAGAAACAAAAAAAGCCUAAGAGAUGUAAAACGAAUAAACAGAGAGCUGAAGAAACCGAGAGAGAGAGAGUGGAGCAGCUGCAGCGAAGAUGAAGCUACUAGGAUGGUGGCUGAUGCUUGUGGGUACGCUUCGAUUGGCAUCCGUUUGGUUCGGAUUCUUCGACAUUUGGGCUCUUCGCCUCGCCGUUUUCUCGCAAACCACAAUGACUGAAGUUCAUGGACGGACAUUUGGAGUUUGGACGCUGUUGACUUGCACUCUUUGCUUUCUUUGCGCAUUCAACCUUGACAACAAACCUUUAUAUUUGGCCACUUUCCUAUCCUUCAUCUAUGCUUUUGGUCACUUCUUGACUGAGUAUCUGAUUUAUCAUACCAUGGCUAUUGGGAAUCUGACAACCGUUGGCAUUUUUGCUGGCACAUCCAUUAUAUGGAUGUUGUUGCAGUGGAAUUCACAUCAGCCAACGAAGAGCAAACAUGUGUGAAAGUGGCAUCAAGCGGAAGUGUACUUGGACAUUAUCUUCAGUUAUACUUGAUCUUAACCUUGCACGAGUCAAGGUGUGUAUAACUUGGGCACUUGGUAAACAUUCUUCAUGGGCUUCAUUAGAAUCUAACUAUAUCGGCUUCAAGUUUACUACAACUGCGACGCAUGCAUAUAAUUUUUCAGACUCUUGAAGAUGAUAUCACUGUUCUGAUCAUUGAUCAAUGUGUUAUGUGUUCAUGUGAUGGAUGAUGUGAAUUUGCAGACAGGGUUUAGAUUGCUAAUGGAUGCUAUUGAUUUUCAUCUUCUAUAUAGCUUUUCUCAAACAAGAUCAAAGUAUGGAGUUUGUUCUGUUCUAAGUAUAAAUAGUGUUCUUGGCUUGUAGAUAUCAAUGGCAUUUCCUUGGGUUUGUGGUGA